AUGUUUUCAAACAUCAGUUCGAAAGUUAAAGGUCGAACACCACUGACAGUGGCCUCUCGACAUGGGUCUGACGUUGUUACCGGAAUUUUGUUAAGAAACCGGAAACUACGUAUAAACGCCCGACACAAAAGAUCAAGCGCCCUUAUCUACGUUGCAUGUAAUGGACACACCAAUAUUGUUGCCAACCUGCUUCGACAUGAUGAUAUAAAUGUGAAUCUUCCCGAUACCGCGGAACGGACAGCGUUGUGGCAUGCCACUUACAGAGGCCCCGUGGAAGUAGAGCGACAACUGCUACAUUUUGGAGCCAACGGCCUCACAGCUGAUGAAAAUGGGUUGACGCCUUUCAAAGAGGCAGUGUUUCAAGCCAAAAAACCAACUGCGGGCCAACUGGCGUAUCUAGAGCAUGCCCAACGAGACUGGAUUGGAAGGGCAGGAUUUGGCAAUCUUUCACCACCACUGUGCUGGGCUGCUCAAUACGGCGCCAUUGAUUUUGUCCAUUAUCUAUUGGUUGAGCACGCAGAUGUCAAUGAGACGAACAUUGGAGGUUUUGUCUCAGCACAGUGGAAACAGGAAGAAACGGCUCUUUUACUCCUUGAACAGCAAGGUGUCAACGUUCAGUUGCAAGAUAACGAUGGAAGAACUGCACUCCAUUAUGCUGCUAUGAAUGAUCUGUAUGAUGUAGCCAAAAAAGUUCUCGUUGACGGCCGUCUAGAGUUGAACUCUCAAGACAAGUAUGGCAACACGUCGCUAUGGUGGGCGUCUCGGAUGGGUUCAUAUAGGGUCAGAAAUCUGCUUCUAGCCCAGAGUGGCAUUCACCCCAAUCCACUUGGUAUGGACCCGGACAGCGGUAGGGUUACGACUGCCUUCCAGAAUGUAGCAGAGAGCAAGAACAGCCUGGCUGUGCAUUUGAUUCAAACUGAAGACGACUUCGGUCAAGGCUCACGGAUCACUUGUAUUUUCUUGUCUCGCACGAUAGUGAACGCUUAG
Penicillium cinerascens is the source of this 987-nucleotide messenger RNA. RefSeq names its product ankyrin repeat domain-containing protein. The record is from RefSeq and is a predicted model, not a curated record. Gene Ontology annotation, molecular function: protein binding. The transcript has a single exon. NCBI's taxonomy places the organism in Eukaryota, Fungi, Ascomycota, Eurotiomycetes, Eurotiales, Aspergillaceae. Bases 1 to 987 code for a protein of 328 amino acids.